CGCAUUCAAUUAGGUCCUGAUUAAUGAAACGUUGCAAAUUUUUUGGAUGAGCCCUAAAUCAGGAAAUCAUGUUCUAAUACUGAUUUUACAGUUUGCUAAAAUUUGGGUCGCAAAGAAUGGAUUCUGCCUUUCUGAAAAAAAAGAAAAUGGAUUGGGAUUUUUUAUUUUGGAAUUUUUGAGUUGUGGGUUUCAUGAGCUUCCUGGCUUUUUAAAGAAAAAUCUUCUGGAUCAACCUUAAAUCAGGAAAUCGGUGUUUCUUUUGUAAAAAUAUCAUUUUUUUGAGAUAUAAAACCCCAGACCUUAUUUUUGAUAUGUGCACACUGAAAAGUGGUUGUGCUGAUUGGGUUGUGGAUUUUGGAUUUCGGGUUGUGAAAUACAUGGGCCUCUUGGAUGAGCAGCGUCAAAUCAAGACAUGAUCGAUUUCUUAAAGAAAACACUUCUUUUUUUUUUUUAUCCUUUUUUUUUUUUUGAGCUAUAAAACUCUAUAUCUGAUUUUUGCAGUGUGUACUUAAGACGUGUUUGAUAAUAAGAAGUACCUUCUAUUUGAUAAAUUUCGUUUAAUAAGAACUUCUAUUUAAUAAGAAGUACCUUCUAUUUGAUAAACGUGAAAGAUUGCGACGUCGGAACUUAAAAUUGAAACUUCGUUUUAGAACUUCACCCCCGAACCCUAGUUAUUAUUCUUCUCUUCUCCCAUCUUCAACCUCUGAGCACCCCUCUCUUCGCAGUACGACCCCUCUCUUCUGUUAUUCGCGUUCAUCCGCUGAGCCAGCCCUCUCUUUGCAGCACGCCACUAUUUCAGGCAGACUCUUAUCGUCGCACGCAGCCCUCGCUAGGGUUUACUCAGCUGCUCUUAAACUCUGAUCCUUGCUAUUAUUGAUCUUGAGGAUGGACCCACAUACAUCGUCAAGUACGGCUAAUGAUAAUAUAGAUGGCAAGAGAAAUUUGCAAUGGACACAAUCAGAAGAGGACUGUUUUAUCUAUCUUAUGGAGAAGGAGACCAAGACUGCGAGGAACGGGGGGGGCUUUAAAAAAGGUGCAUGGGGACGGAUGGUAGAAGCCAUGAGGGCCAAGUAUGGGCCAAUUAACACCGAAACCAGGCUAAAGAGCAAGCAUAAGUUCUUUAGAACCAUGUAUCGUGACAUAAAAAAGCUUAUGGCUGUAUCUGGUUUCAGAUGGGAUGGUACAAGGAGGAUUGUAAUCGCCGAGGUUGCUGUUUGGAAUGAUUUCAUAGCGAUGGCUAUCAAUUUCAAAUGCGAGGAGUUUGAGACGAAAUUGAAAUCAAACCUUGUUCAGCUACAAAUUGAGUCUGAUAUCUUUGAUAGACUCUUGUACAAGAAUAGAAAUCAACAUAGACGGUGCCAAUACUUUCAAUGGCUUAUGAGGGUGAGAAGAGAUCUGAAGCUAUUUAAAUCAGCUGGCUUAGAAGAUAUUAUAAAUUCCUUUUUUCAAGCUGUCAACGGAAAGAAACCUACUCUGAAAGUCCAUCUUCUUGAGAGAUUAAAGAAAAAAAGGAAUGGAAGUGGAAGAAGGGAGAAUAUACAGGAACGGUUACUAGGAGUUGGUCGGUUACUAGCACAGAUGGUUGAGCCCAUAAUAAAGGCUGGAAUUCAGAUAUCAUCUUUGCUAGCUCAAUCUUUCUUCAUGGCGUUGGCUUUAACGAUUCUGGCCGUGCUUGCGCGCCUUCGUGUUUUGCUCCAACAGAUACUUCUUGAUGUUGUGUCUAUUUUCAAUAUGCUGUCAUCACUCUCUUGUAAAGAGCAAUGUACGAAAAUUUAUCAGAAAGGUACUGAGGUUUUGGUAGAUUAUUACCUCCCUAAUGAGGAGUUCCUUACAUUAGAAUGUGUCUGGGAGGGAGACAAAUUCCGCUUGCGUGAGAUAGCCAAGGAAGGCAAGAAAAUGAACCCGGAUCAAGAUCCCAUCCGCGGAAGAGAAAAUUCUCAAAGAACUCAAAUCAUGAAGUAUCGGACAAUAGGAGCUUUAGACAAUGGCUCUGACCAAGAGGAUGAAGUUUGUGAUGAAAUAAUUAUACAUGGGGAUCUCUUCAUUGAAGAAACCAAUCCGUCCUCCAUUGAAAAUGGCAACAUCGUAGGUUUACCCUCGUCCACAGAAUCCCAAAGAGCGGAAUCGAAGGUAGAGAGAGAAACCAAAAUGGCUUUCAUAUCAGUAAGGAAAGCUAACCCAUCAGAAGCAAAAGAAAACAGCCCUCGAAAGAGAGCCAGAACAGAGGUCUGAGAUAUUGGUGUUGAUGGGCUCAAAUGCAGGUAGUGAUGAACCAAGAGGAUCCGUUAUAUGAUGUUGGGUUAGCUUGAAUAUUGAUACCCACUAAAUUUUAUAAGAGAGAGAUACACAUUUGUUCCAUUUUGGGUGGAUGAGCUGAAUAUUGAUUUCCAAAAACUGGUUCAUUUCAGCUUGAUAAGUAGAGGUACUUCCAUUUUGGAGGUACUACCAUCUAGUGUAAUAUGGUGUUUCUUCACCAAUAUAUUCAAAUUUUUGUAGAAGCACCUUUACAUUUUUUUUAGUAGUUCCUCUAAAUACUUUCAUUUCA
This is a messenger RNA of Amborella trichopoda, 2545 nucleotides long. Lineage: Eukaryota; Viridiplantae; Streptophyta; Magnoliopsida; Amborellales; Amborellaceae. The record is from RefSeq and is a predicted model, not a curated record.